AUGCGUCAUUCAGGUCUUCAGCGCGAAGUCCUCAAGCUGUACCGAGCUUGUCUGCGUGCUGCAGGCAAGAAGCCAGAGGCGACAAGAGAGCACUUCCGGACCGCAGCAAGACGCGAAUUCCGCAAAAACCAGACUGUGGACAAAAAGGACUUUGGAGCUGUUGAAACACUGAUCAGAAUGGGAGCCCGCAAGCUCGAACUCUACUCUUCGCCUGGUGUUACAGACAUCCAUUGA
Fonsecaea pedrosoi CBS 271.37 is the source of this 234-nucleotide messenger RNA. RefSeq lists its product as uncharacterized. Bases 1 to 234 code for a protein of 77 amino acids. Gene Ontology annotation, cellular component: mitochondrion. Gene Ontology annotation, biological process: mitochondrial respiratory chain complex II assembly. The transcript is spliced from 3 exons. Lineage: Eukaryota; Fungi; Ascomycota; Eurotiomycetes; Chaetothyriales; Herpotrichiellaceae. The record is from RefSeq and is a predicted model, not a curated record.